This is a messenger RNA of Candidozyma pseudohaemuli, 501 nucleotides long. RefSeq lists its product as uncharacterized. Bases 1 to 501 code for a protein of 166 amino acids. The record is from RefSeq and is a predicted model, not a curated record. NCBI's taxonomy places the organism in Eukaryota, Fungi, Ascomycota, Pichiomycetes, Serinales, Metschnikowiaceae. The transcript has a single exon. Gene Ontology annotation, molecular function: hydrolase activity.
AUGACUACUACUCGCUAUAAGUACACCUUAGGGUUUAUCUACUGCCCGGAAACGGAGCAGGUGCUAUUUUUGAACAGGCAGAAGCUGCCAUGGAUGGGCCGCUGGAACGGCGUCGGAGGCAAGCUUGAUCCUGAAGAAUCUCCUUUGGAAUGCAUUAUUCGGGAAACUGAAGAGGAAACCGGGUUGAAGGUUUCUCUGUAUAAAGAUAAGGGCGUGUUGCGCUGGGCACGCGACGGAGCCGAUCUAGGCGGUGUUCAUUUAUUUGUUGCCGAAGUGCCGCUGCUGUUUGUGGCCGAUUACAAGACCCCUCGGUGUUUCUGCCAUGAAGGCGUGCUUGAUUGGAAGAAGCUUGAUUGGUUGUUGCACAAGGAGAACACCGGGGUGGUGGACAAUAUCCAGAUUCUACUUCUGGACUUGAUUUUCAAGGAUGAUCGGAAGGUGUGGAUCGCCGAAUACACCGACGGGGCCCUAUCCCGCUGUGAGGUUAUUGACACUUUAUAA